Messenger RNA from Exophiala dermatitidis NIH/UT8656, 1443 nucleotides. RefSeq lists its product as uncharacterized. The record is from RefSeq and is a predicted model, not a curated record. NCBI's taxonomy places the organism in Eukaryota, Fungi, Ascomycota, Eurotiomycetes, Chaetothyriales, Herpotrichiellaceae. The transcript is spliced from 2 exons. Bases 1 to 1443 code for a protein of 480 amino acids.
AUGUUCCGAUCUACUGUAGUCGCGAUCUUUGUCGCGAUCCUUCCUUCACUGUCCCUCGCCAAGUCGUCCGCAAGCUGCGGUCCAACCCCUUCUGGUGCCAUCCGACCUUCUGUCGCGUCUGGCUUCCAGGUACAAGUGGUCGCGACAGGUCUCUCAAAGCCUCGUGGCAUUCUCCUCGACCAAGCGGGAAAUCUCCUGGUGGUGGAAUCAGGAAGAGGCGUUGUUUCGGCCCAUACACUGAAAGAACAUGGCGGUUGUGUAUCUGUGGGAAAGUCAUCCGACGUGACUGCUGCUUUGCAUCUCAACCACGGGAUAGAGAUGUCCAGGGAUGGCAAGACUCUCUACGCCUCCUCUGCUCAAGAUGUCUAUUCCUGGGCUUAUGACAGCUCAGCCAGGACCGUUUCGGACCGUGCCAAUCUGGUGACCAACAUGUCCGGUACCGAUCACACAACUAGGACACUCCUGCUUUCUGAGAAGGCUCCGGGGCUACUGGUGGUGACAAGGGGAAGCACCUCCAAUAUAGAUAUAGCUGCUGCAAGUCUGGAUUCGGGCCAUUCCCAGGUCAAGGCUUUCAACUUGACCAAUCGAACAAACACAGCGUACGACUUUUCCGCCGAUGGCCUUCGGCUCGGCUGGGGGCUGAGGAACGAUGUUGGAAUAGCAGAGCAUCCGACCAGUGGAGGGAUCUGGUCAGUCGAGAAUUCUGCGGACCAACUCACACGGAUGGGCGUGGACAUCCAUGAAGACAACCCUGCUGAGGAGUUGAAUUUCCUCGGUUAUCUGGAUGGCACGGAAUAUGCUCCUCAAGGGGGCAACUUUGGCUACCCUUGGUGUUUUUCUGCCUGGAAUGUCAACGACCUGCCGGAUAAUGGGAAUCUGUCGGUGGGCAGUCAGUAUGCCGUUGAUGCCAGUCCGGAUUCCAACAACCAGAACAAAACGGACGACUAUUGCUCAGACCAAGUGCCUGCCAGACUGGUUUUCCAGGCCCACAUGGCCCCAUUGGAUAUCAAGUUCAACAACAGUGGACAGGAAGCGUGGAUUACCUUCCACGGUAGCUGGGAUCGGACUGACCCGGUUGGAUACAAAUUGUCCGUUGUGCCCUUCGACAAGAAUGGCGAGCCUGCGGAUGAGCUGCAAAGUACCACUGCCGCUCGGGAUGUUCUCGUCAACGAGGACAACUCGAAGUGCCCGGACAACUGUUUCCGCCCGGUGGCCAUGGCCUUUGAUUCCCAGGGUCGCAUUUACCUCUCUUCAGAUGCCUCUGGGGAGAUAUACCUGAUAACAAAAGCAUCAGGUGCGAGUAUUCCGGGUUCGCCCACGUCAACAGCAUCAUCAUCAUCUUCCGCGAGCGCUACUAACCUUGCCAGCAGUGUCAGAAUACCCGUCCUCAAUGAACUCGGGAUUCUGUCCUGUUUGGUUGCGCUGAUUCGGUUGAUAUUAUAG